AUGUCUACGACAACAACAGUUAGUGGUGGAGGCAGUGGUCUGUCAAUACAGAGUAAUGUAAAGACUGAUGCAGACAACUUGUUGAUCUUCAUCAAAGACUAUACCUUUUACAGAUCAGAUAGAGCUCUAUGGUACUUUAAACAUCUAUUGUCUACUAAUUCAAAUAUAAGAUAUUUAGAUAAAGAUGAUUCAAUCAUUAUAUUAUAUGUAUCAUUGUCAGAGAGUGGAACUAUACUAGAUCUACAUAGAAAACAUAUAGAUGCCCUAAGAGGUACUUUUAGACGAUUCGAUCAUAGAAGUGGAAGAUUAAAAAGACUACGAUCAGAACAAGAGUUGGAUCAUCGUAGCAAUAACGGUGAUGAUUAUGAUUAUUCAGAUGACUCUGAUUCUUCAAGUAGCAGUAGUAGAAGUAGUAGCAGAGGAAGUAAAAGUGGUAUUAUACAAAGAGAUUCAUUCAAAAAAGAAUCACCAAAAGAUGAGCAAGACGAAUCAUCGUCAUCAUCAUCAUUGGUUGCUAAUACCAAUGGUGGUGGUCAAGAGACAAUCAUGGAUGUUGAUAAGGAUCAAGACAAUAAUGACAAUGAUCAAGAUGAUCAUGAUCAUGAUGACGAUCAAGACGACGACGACGACCAAGAACAACAACAACAUUAUAGUGACAAUGAAAGUAAAGAUGGAUCGGCAGUAGAUGAACAAGAAGAAAUACAUACAGUGACAGUAAACGAACAAAGUCAAUACCAUAACCUACCAGUCAUAUCAAUGACUCCAAAGACACAAAUAUCUCUUCUAUCUUCAGUGUAUAUGCUCGUUUUCUAUCUCGAUCUUUCACCAUCAAUGUCUUCAAUCGAUCCAGUCACUGGUACCAUUCUCAUCGACUAUGUAUUCCAAUCUUUACAAUCAAUAUUAUUAUCAUUGGCAUUACCAUUUGAAACAAAUAAUUUAAAUGUAAGACACAUAUACAAUAUUUUUGAACCAAGUAUUUAUGUAACUGUUAUGGCUCAAGGAAUUCAUCCAACUUUUAAAGUAAUUACUCAAUGUGCAUUGGUGAAUAGCGAUACUGUCUUUGGACUAUUGGACGAGAUAGAAGAGGAAUUGGCACAAUUUGAGGAUCAAGUGGCACAGGCAUUUGCAGCAAACGAUGACAUACCAACAACUGAUUUGACAACCAUGUUUUCACACUGUCAACUGGCACUAUCGGUCAUGCCCGUUGGAGCAUGUCCAUCAAUCACAAUCAUCACCGAUGCUGUCACAUCAAUGGGUGACAAUGAUCUAAAGAUAUUUGACAAUUCAAUCAUGAUGUUUAAUCGUAAUGAUAUUGCUUGUAACAUUGUACAAGUUGGUAGUGGUGUUUACAGUCAUGCUGAUUUUGGUUAUACUCCUGAUACUGAUAUAUUAAAAUUUUUGACAGUUAGUACACAUGGAUCAUUUUUCGAUCAAUCAUCAUUACCAGUAUUCCCAAAGAAUGUUGAGAAACAAUGGUACAAGAAUGGUAAGCGAGAUAGAUUAUCAUUUAUAUUUUCAAAUAGUAGUAGUAGUCAUUCUACUCACAAAAAGGGAGGAGCAAGUUUAAAAAACAACAAGAACAAGAAUCACCAACAAAGUUUGAAUGAUCCACAAAGACAAUUGGAACUUGAACAACAACAGCAAUCAAAUAUUGAAAAGGUUAUUGAAUUGCAGCAUUGUUUCCUAGUGAGAGAGUUUUCACCCAACAAAUUACACUCUAUCAUUAAUACAAGUCAUCAACAUCAUCAUCACGGUCACAAUCAACAUCACCAUCACCAUCACCACCACCACCACUCUUCUCAUCAUCAUCUACCAAACUAUUUUUAUAGAAUUGAUAGAAUGAGUCAGUCGUCGUCGUCUUCAUCAUCUACAUCAAUGACAGUAUCUCUAAAGUCAAACGUAUCACCAUCCUCUACGGUAACAUCAGAGGAUCUUAAACCAACCAAUAUCCAUCAAUAUGGUCAACAGCAAACCACACUGAUGGUUGACAAACAACAAACAUUUAAUCUAUACCCAUCCAAAUCAACUUCCAAAGAGAAUACAGCUAUUGCCAAUGAAACCUAUAGUAGUAAUAUGGCAACUAUCCAAACUUUGAUGGCUGUUGAUUAUCCAUUCCCUUGGAUUGGUGCACCUCCCCAAGUUCCACUUCUCAAAGCUGCCGUCAAAGAUUACAAUGUCGAAGUUGAUGUUUUAAAACUAUUGGAUCUACGUAUUAGAGAAGGUUUCAAUGUUAAAUUAGUUUCUUUAAAAAAACCAGAUUCAGAAUUAGGAGUUAGUUUAUUAUUUAAUUGGUUACCAAAUAUUAAAUUAGAAUAUAGAAUCAAGUUUUUAGGAGAUGCAAUUGAUCAAUCAUCGUCACACCACGGUGGCAAAGAUCUUAACCAUCAUGCAUCGUUUUCACAAAAGUUAAAUGUUAGGGUGGCCAUUGAUAUCAUUGCAUACUAUGAAUUUCUAAGAGAGUAUACUGGAGCUGGAAGUGUUCCCAGCUCAAGCAAGAGAACAUCGACGUCGCAAUCGGUCAUCAAACUACAACAAUUUAUCAAUUCCAUUAUUGACAAGGACAAGCUAUUGUCACUCAUCUUUUUGCAAUGUCAACCCUCUACAGUGCCGCCAGUCACCACCAUCAACCCUAUUCAGGCACAACAGACACAGGCUACCUCCUUCCUCAAGAUGUUGAACCAUCUUGGAAGCUUUUCGUCGUGGGAGAAAUGGUUGCGUGCUGAAUCGAUCAGUGUCGUCCUCUCGCCAACCAUUGCUCUUGCAACUGCACCGUGCACGCAGCAGUCGGUCAACUAUGUCAUACGGUACGACGCGUCGCGUAAUCAGCUGCUCAAGCAUUGCUCGAAAUGGGCAAAUCAUACAUUCAACAUGAACUAUGGACAUUUGUUUAGGGAGUUGUCCUCGAUCGUUUUACCCAUCUCUUCGUUUGAUGUCGAUGAGAUGGAGGAGGAGUUGAGUGGUGACCUCAUGCACGACAUUGAUCGUCGAAAGCAGGCUUCGCGCAUGCUCGGAGGUGACGACCAAACCUCUGGUCGAGACGUCCAUGCCAUCCGUCCCAUCGAUCGUGAGUUGCGUCGUAUCCUCGUAAAGUAUGAUUUCGAGGUGACACACAAUACUUCGGCACUCAACAACAGUCCUACGUCGAGCCCGGCAUUCUCACCGUCUUCGAUGAGUUCACUUCCGUCGAGCACGUCGUUGACAUCGAUUCCACAAAACAUGAGCAAUAGUUCUUCUUCACACGGUGGUGCUCACCACCAACGCAGUGCUUCUACAUCGGCUAUUGGCAAUAAUAAUAAUAUGAACAACAUGUCAUCUGCCACCCAUAUUGCACUAUCACAAUCUUCGUCUGCCACCAACCUACACCAACAACAAUCGUCACGAUACAGUGUACCAUCCAUCUCAAUUCCAAAUGGACAACAACAACCAAAUGGUUCAGAGAAAUCACCACCAACUUCUGCAAGAGGACAACAACAAAGUCAAAGUCAACAAAGUCAACAACAACAACCACAAUCUCAAGGUUCUCACCAACCAUCUCAACAUCCAAGCUCGAUUCAUUCAUUCCAUUAUCACCAACAUACACCUUAUAUGGUGUCACCUGAUCUCAAAAACUACUUGUGGAGUCAUAGAUGGGUGUAUGAUCUCGGUGAUACCAAGACUUGUGAACAUGCCAUUGGAUUCAUUGAUGUUUGUCUCAAUAGCGACGAUGCCGAUACUCCUGUAUAUACUACACUCCAAUAUAUCGUAUACCUACGUUCUCCUCAUUGUUUGGUCAUUGAGUUUUGGAUGGAACCUCAAAAAGGUUAUUUAUCUUCAUCAUCUAAUCCAAAUUGUAUACUUUAUGAAAAAGAAUUAUUUAUAUUAUUUAAACAAUGGAUUGAAGAAGCAGAUGGACAUAUUGUAUCUGCAAUUUGUAGUUUUAGUGAUUUAUUAUCGAUAUCUGUAUCAUCUGAUCCUGUAAACGAACUUAAAUCAAUUCUAUACCCAGAACAUAAUUUAUCGCUACCAUUUAAAUGUUCAAUUCAUUCACCUGUCUAUCGAAUCACAGCAAUGAAACCUAAACUAUGUCUUGAUGCUCUCAUAUCAUUUUCAACAGAAACUCAAAAAAUAUUUUCAAUCAUUCAUAUACCAAAUAAUAUUUCACCUGAACAAAGACAAUUAUCAAUUAAAUCAAAUAUUAAAUUAUAUUCGGCACUUGGUGAAAUUAUUAAAGCUAUGAAUUCAGUUGAAUUACCUGCCGAUUCAUUUUCACAUAGUUGUAGAUUAAAAGGUGGAAGAUGUUUUAUCAAACCUACCAACAGCACAGAUUUUGUAUUUACAUUCCUUCAUCCUCAUAACCUUGAGAGUAAGGAUAUUGAAUCAAAGAAAUCUUUCUGUAUUUCAUUCUAUGAAUGUUCUAUGAAAGGUUUUAUUGAUGUUGAACAUUCAAAACAUACAAUGGAUUAUUUAUUAAAAAUAUUUAAUAUUAAUGAAUCACAACAAUCAACAUCAUCAUCAUCAUCGUCAAUGGACAAGAACAACGAUGAUAUGAAUAAUAAUAUUAAUCCUGCCACUACUACAUCUGUAACAACAACAAGUAGUAAUAGUGAUGAUAUACUUCAACUAUAUUAUCAAAAGAAAAAGAGUAUCUAUCAUGAAAGUAUUCAUCAUACCACUCCACAACUUAAUUCUACCAGACAAUAUAUACGUUUGGUAAAGAGUGGAUUUGAAAGAGCAUACCUCAAGGCAUUAUACACUAAUCUUCGUGAUAAAACCCCAACCGAUCCAAAUGAUGUAAACAAUGGUGUUACUGCUUGUAAAGAAUAUAUUGUUGAUAUUGACGUAUCACAAUUAAUUAAAAUAUUGUAUAAAUCAAAGAAUGAUGGAGAUGUGAAUGAAUAUUUGAAUGGAAAAUUCUCUGAACAAGUCAUGUUUGGACAAUUUGGAAAGGUUGAAGGAACGGAAUUGUAUUACUAUGAUAGACAACACAAAGGUGCAGGUGAACAAGAUUCGUCAUACGAUGAGGAGUUACUCAACAGCGACGACGACAAUGAUAUUUAUCGCGAUGAUGAAUUUGAAAACAUGCGAACCGAAGAGGAUGAACAAGAGGAAACUGGCGUAGAUUCAUCGGUCGAAAGAGAAAGUACAAUGGUCGAUGAAACUUAUCCAGACAGUGACUCUGAAAACUCAAUUGACAAUGGCACCGGUACUAAUACUGGUACUCCAACCAGAGUCAAUAGAACCAUGUUUAACCACUCUUCACCAUCUUCACACAAUAAUAAUCACCAUGCCAAUGCUAUCGAUUCUGCAUUACUAGACAAAAAGAUUGAAACAUUGCUGGGUGACUUUGAACAAGACAUUGAAAAGAGAUCGUCUUUGUUUGGGUUCUUCCCAUUCCCACUGUUUGUAAAGAUGGAGUUGAUAUUGUUCCAUGCCAACUCGAGAUACCAGUCUUCGGGAUUAGAGGGAGACGACAGCUACAGUUUGUCACUCGACUCGCUCCAUCCCUACCAGUACCGUGUUACCAUUGGUGGUGACGUGCGAUCCAAUGUCUACAAUGACGACGAUAUCCCAACGAUUGAGUUUGAACUAGAGUCUUCGCAAGACUCUCUACUCUCUAUGCACCGUUGCAAGCAUCGUUACAGUCCAUUCGAUAUCAAAGACAGGAUAUCCGUACAGUUGACCCAGGUACUUCGACGAAUCAACCAGUUGAUCCUACUCAACCAACUGUUCCACGAACGUUCGUGUAGUCCAUUGUUGCUUCCUCCAGUUGAAGCACCACCUCCCUCUUCGUCGUCGGCAAAGGGUGGUCCACACCAAAACUCACCAUCAUCAUAUAAUGACGCUGCAAAGAGAAAGAAAGCGUUCAAACAUGGAGAGUUUGCGUGUCCGUUGGUGUAUUCGAUGCAGUUACCACUCAAUGAACGUUUGAGUCCGUCCAAUGCUAUUCGUAGUUUGAUCAGUAUUGCAUUACAUCCAUUUGCAAUAACGAAUAGAAAGUAUAUGUUUGUGUAUCGUGAGCGUGGAGGAAAUACUUUUUACCUUAAACUCAGCGAGCCGACCACAUCUGCUUCCUCUGGCUCGGGAUCGACAGUGACCGAGUCACCAUUUACCUCGCCAUCACCUACCCCAUUGCAAUCGCCGAGACACUCACCGUCGCCAUCACCAGGUACCUCUCCACCAAAAGAGUCUAUGAUGCACAAUGCUCGUCCGAGUGCUCCGUCGUCCAGUUCCAUCUCUCCCCAUUUGCAAAUGUUGGCUGCUACAACACCACCCCAGCAAAAACUACCUGUUUGUCGAAGUGUUUGGUGUUGA
This is a messenger RNA of Cavenderia fasciculata, 6291 nucleotides long. RefSeq lists its product as uncharacterized. The record is from RefSeq and is a predicted model, not a curated record. NCBI's taxonomy places the organism in Eukaryota, Evosea, Eumycetozoa, Acytosteliales, Cavenderiaceae. The transcript is spliced from 12 exons. Gene Ontology annotation, cellular component: peroxisome. Bases 1 to 6291 code for a protein of 2096 amino acids.